Parasteatoda tepidariorum (common house spider) is the source of this 4539-nucleotide messenger RNA. Its product is annotated as cell adhesion molecule Dscam1. NCBI's taxonomy places the organism in Eukaryota, Metazoa, Arthropoda, Arachnida, Araneae, Theridiidae. The record is from RefSeq and is a predicted model, not a curated record. Gene Ontology annotation, molecular function: protein binding.
CAUUCGCUGAUAGAUGGCGCAGAAACUGACCGGAAACACUAUUUUCGUCUGCUACUUACAUUCAUUUUUUACAAACAAUAAUUUGAAAAACUCCGUUUUAGUCGCUUGCUUGAGAAACUGUCAUAUGAAUUUAUUUAACACCCAGCUCGUGCGAAAGAAAAAAAAAGAUGCAAGCGAUUUAUCUGUUUAUUUUAUUUUGGACGACGUAACAUUGCCUUGGAAACCGAUGGAACUUUUAAUGAAGCAAAAUAUUAUUUGACUUGUUUGUUUCUUAUGCGGUUUUCGAAAAUAAUUUAAGAAAAAUGUUCCAACAAACUUUGAAAACUCUUUGGAUUACAGCAUUUGUAUUUAUAUUAUUCAUGUUUAAAUUUGUGGUAAAUUCUGAAUCUUUAGGUGUGCCAUUCAUUCAACCAUUUUCAUUUCCAAGCGAUGUCAUUAAAGGACAAAGUGUUACUAUCACAUGUGCGGUGACCGCUGGCACAGGAUCUUUCACAUUCAAGUGGUUAAAAGAUGGUCAACCUUUAGGUGAUCAACCUCUAUCGAGGAUACAGACAUUUGAGGAAUAUUCUUUGCUCUACUUAAAAUCAGUAGAUAGUUCCAGAAGUGGAAACUAUACUUGUUAUGUUACCAAUGCUGCUGGUGUUGCCAACCAUACUGUAGAGCUCAUAGUAUAUGAAUUCCCAGUAUGGAAAAUUCUACCGGAGGAUAAAGAGGUGGUAUAUGGAAACGAUGUUGCUAUAGAUUGCUCUGGCACUGGCGUUCCUCUACCAAAGGUUACAUGGAGAAAAAUUCUAAAUUCUGAGCCUUCAUCUCUUCUCAACAGAGGUCACCACCGCCAAUUGAAUAAUGGAAGUUUAAUCUUGAUGGAUGUUCAAAUUGAAGAUGGAGGUGAAUACGAAUGUAUUGUAUCAAAUGGAAUCGGAGAAGAUUUAAAAAAAACAGUGUCUGUCAAAAUAAACGUUCCUCCUCAAUUCCAUGAAACACAUCAAGUACAAAAUGUGAGAAGUGGUCAUUCCGCAAUACUCCGAUGUGACGUUUUUGGAGACAUUCCCAUAACUAUUCUAUGGUCGAAGGAAUAUAUGGACAAAAAAGACAGUAGAUACAAAAUUCAAGAGACACCUAUUCCGAAUGGGCUACUUUCCGAGUUGUUCAUUUCCAGAAUUGUCCGAGAAGAUGCAGGGCUUUAUAUAUGCACUGCGACUAACAAUUUUGGCAAAGAACAGAAAACCAUAAAACUAGUUGUUUUAGAGCCACCAGCUUCCCCAUUUGAUGUCGUCGUACGGCAAAUUGAAAGAUCAGAAGCUACCAUACAAUGGAAAACGCCAUAUGCUGGCAACAGUCCCAUUAAAAAUUACAUCAUACAAUACUGGCGAGAUACGGGUUCCCCACCUAAACUUCUAGAGGAAUUAGUGAGCAGCGAAAAAAAUUCGCACGUUUUAAGGGGUCUCAGACCAGGAAUGUCGUACUUGGUAAGAGUCAUAGCCGAAAACGAAUUUGGUUCCAGCAGCCCUUCCGUUCCUUUUCGCUUUUCAACUGCAGAAGAUGCUCCUUCAGGAUAUCCGACCGAUCUUAGUGUCUUUUCCAGUGGUCGGCAUGAGCUUAUAGUCCGAUGGAAGGCACCAGCACCUGAUCAACGGAAUGGUGCUAUUCAAGGAUAUGAACUUGGUUACCGAAGUCAUCAUUCCUUUGGCCCCUACAUUUUCAAAGAGGCACGUCUAGGUCCCGGAAUGUUGCAAGAGUAUGUGCUGGAUGAUCUACAGGAGGAAACUGAAUACGAAGUUGUCAUCAGAGCCUAUAACAGUGCUGGCAAAGGACCAAUAUCGAUGCCGGUGAUAGGAAAAACGAAAGAAAAAGGAAAUCUAGUUCCUCCCGUACUUUGGAUAGAAUCGAGUUCGGCGACAGCGAUUACUCUAAAAUGGUCUGGUAAUGAGGAUAUCAGAAAAAGUGAUUUGCGCUAUUCUUUGCACUAUAGAGCUGAAGGCAAAAAAUGGGAAGAAAGAUUCAUUCCAAGUUCUCAUACUGGACCUUAUGUACUCUCAGAUCUGGAGGAAAACACUCUCUAUUAUCUUUACUUGCAAGCGAUCUGUGGCAAUGAACAGAGCAAUCCUUCGAUGACAGUGAGCGUUAGAACGUCUGAUCCAAGUUUUGAGCGUUCCUCGAUGACGCAGAUGCAAGAAGUAUCCCACCAAACCACAUUGGUCAUAUCUCUUAGUGUAGUCAUAUCCUGUGUUGUCAUUGUAUGUGUAAUAGCUGGAGCAUGCGUGUAUGUAACACGUGUCACUAGUCACAGCAGUCUAAAAAGAGAUGGACAUGCUUUGAGUGAUUUUGCAGAGCAACCUUCAACCUCAAGAAGUACGCCCCUGUCUAGACACACAUCUAACUUUCGCUACGUGGACGUGAAUUCUCGUCCUCUUUUGUGGUGUUCGACACCUGCUCCACCAAAUGACUAUCCUUCACCAUAUGCGACGUUACCUCUGAGGCCCACACCCAUUUCCAAGAGGUGGCACAGUGAAGAUGGAAUGUCCCCUGCAAUUUCAGAAAGAAGCGAAUCCCUCAUUAACCAAAGAGUUGAACUAAACGAAGACAAAAUGUCAAACAGUAAGGAAUGAACUUGUGAGGGAAAAUUAAAACUUUUGAAAGGAUCUCAACUUAAAGUGGAUUGUAAAAAAAUUAGUCUCUGAAUGAAGUACAAAGUAAUUUUGAAGAUAUUUGGAAUCCAAGGCGAAAAUAAUUCAGCUGUUUUAGAUGAGUGUUAUCGAUAAAAGACGACACGAAUAUACGUGGAAUUUUCAAUAACAACUUUUUACGUUAUUUUAUGUAAAUAUACUGUUGUUUAAAUGCUAUAAGAAAAACUCACCAUUGUUUUUCUUCGAAAUAACAAAUGGUAAAGACACAUCGAUUUGUAAAAAAAAGCGUUGUUAGUAACUUUUUCAAAUUGAUUACGCCCUGUAUUUUCUUAAUGCAUUAAAACGAAUUAUUUAGCGUAAUUGAUUAUCGAUUAACUCAUAACAACAGAAGAAGGCAGUCUUUGUGUUUAUGCUUUGGUAUGUGACUGUCUUCAAGUAUAGCAAUGGAUACAAUGGUGCUAGAUCAACUGACCAAGUUGCCAUUCUCAUUUUUAUGCAGAGAGUUUAAGUCUACCUAUGCUUAGUAACUACGAGUAAAAAGCACCGAAAAUAAAACUAUAAUGUGUGGAAGCCAUUCAUUUCAAACUGGGUUGAUAUGACUGAUCCAUUAUUGCAUUUACAACCUCAACUGUAUUUUUUGAAACUGUGAACAGUUCAGAAAAAGUUUAUCUAACUGAAAAUAUAUUUUUGUCAUAUAAUAAAAAUAAAGAUUGCUAUUAAAGAGGUUUAUAAAUGAAUAAGUUGUACAGUUGUAAAUUUUGUGUAGCUAUAUUGUUAUAAAGACAUUUCCUUGAAAGAAAAAUUAUUGUGAAAUGUAGUCUUUUUAACUACUUAUUUCUUUUUUAUAAUCAGUCAAACGUGAUGGUUACUUUACUUUCUUGAGUUUUAUGUGUACUACGUUACUUCUCUUAAUUACGAAUUUCUAUGCAUUAAAGGUAUUAAAAAAAUAGCUAUUAAAUGAUUUGCUUAAUGUAUUAUUCAUAAGUGCAUUACUGAUAAUAGUUUAUUUUGUGAGAAAAAUUAACUAAUUAUUGCAAAUAGUUACUGCAGAUUGUUUUCUGUUGUGAAAUGCGUUUUUCAUUUUAUAAUGUUGUUUUCUAUAUUUGUUCAUUGCUUAAUCAUCUCAGUUUAAAAAACUGAUAAUAAUUUUGUAUUUAAGAUUAUUUCAUAAUACAAUAAAUAAACACAAUUUUUAAGCAACAGUCGCAAAAUAGGUAAUAGUUUUUAUUCAAUAAUGUAUAGAUAGGUUGUUAAAAUCACUUUCAAAGACGGAUAUAAGUAUUACUGUGGAACCAUAUUCGCGGAACUAUAGAUUCCACGAAUCUGAUCCAGGAAUGCUGCUCCAACUGUGAGUGGAGGAAUGCUGCUCCAACUCUUAUUCUGCAUUAAAUUAUCUGUUGUAAAUAUCAACUCCAAAGUGACAGUUUUUAAUCAUUUUUGAGACUUUAUAUUGAAUUUUAGGACCCUAAGUGUUUUGCUCAUAUUAUUGAGAAAAAAAGUUUUUUUCUAGAAUUAAAUUUUAAAAGAAAACUGCUUAACAUUAUUUAUUUAUCUUUAAAUUCCUUCCUUCAAAUUUUUAAAUUAAAUUUUCCUAUUUGAUCUGCACAGCAUUGAUAAGCCUUAAUGCUUAGUUUUGCAUUUAAAGUUAAUUUUAACGAUCAUCUAAAAUUAUGAAUUAAAUCUUAUUUUCUAGUAGCUAUUUUCCUGCAAAAUUCCAAUUGUAGCUAUUCUAUCCUACUUAAUCUUUUAUUUAUGUUUUGUGUUACGUAAGAAAACAAACUAUGUUGUUUUUGUAUCUGCAUUUUGUAUAGAAAUUUACUUUAAAACAGAAAUAUAUUUUUUAAUAAAUGUCGACCGUAUAGUUAUCAUUGUAUAAUGUUAUCUCUGUAAAUAAAGCAUUGUAUUUUUUUUA